AUGGGUCAGAGCGGCCAGAGUGGUGCGCGCACCUGGAGAGGCCCCGGGCCUCGCGCACGCGUCCUGGAGGUUGCCGGGCAACGCAGCCCCGCGGCCAUGGAGGCGUCCUCGGAGUCCGAGUCUGAGGCCGGGCCUGGGACCCAGCGGCCCGGGACGGGGACCGUGAGCGCGGCCGUGCGCGAGCACCUGCGGAAGCUGUGUCUGCGCGAGUUCCCGUGCGGCGCGGGCAGCUGGAAUAAGUCGCGAUUUCUUCCUCAAACUUGGCGAACGUGGAGGGAGCUGGUCCCCAGAGAGGAGGACGUGGUGAGCCCCGGGGAGGAGACGGUGGAAGCCCUGCUGGGCCUGGUCCGCAGCCCCCAAUCCCCCUGGGCUCUGCUGAAUGACUCCAACUCGGAAGACAGUUUCCUGAGAGAACUGGCCAUCCGGAACCCGCUGAUGAUCCGAGACACCUUCUUCUACUCCUAUUUCCGGUCCCUGCGGGUGGUGGACAAGGAGGUGACCCUGGUGGAUAAAGACCUCCUGAAAUUUCUAAAGCUGGAGGAAUUGGUACUGAGCGCCAAUCGAAUCAAGGAGGUGGAAGCUGCCAAUCUGCCCCCCACACUUAAGGUGAAGGAACCUGCCCCCAACGUCAACCCCAUGCCUGCCCUGUCCAAGGCUCCCCCACGGUGGCUGUCCCCGGCUGUGCCACCCAGUCUGCCCGUAGUAUUUGUGCAGAACCUCCUUGACGCACGCAGUGCACGAGGCUCCACGGGAGCUACUGAGAGGGCUGCUGGCCCCUGGUCACCUGGCUUCUUGACCCUCAGACAGUCCUGCUCACCUUCCAGGCCCAACCUUGUCUCCCUGGACCUGGGCUUCAACGACCUGACGGACCUGCAGAGCAUGCUUGCCAGCCUGAGGACCCUCCGGCACCUGCGGCUGCUGGUGCUGCAGGGAAACCCGCUGGCCCUGGUGCCCUACUACCGCGGCCUCACUGUCGACAGCCUGGCCCAGCUCUGCGUGCUGGACGACAUCACCGUGUCUCCCAACGAGAAGCAUCUGUUCCGGGGCCUCAGCCUCAAUGCCGAUCUCUUGGCACAGGAAGCACAGUUUGUGGUGACCAUUGGAAACGUCAGGGGACUUCUGGACACCUCUCUCUUGGACCCGGAACCAGGGCCCGAAGGCCCUUUCAUCACUUACAGCUAUUACGUGACCUACGAUUUUGUGAAAGACGAAGAAGGUGAAGCGAAUGAGUACACGGACGUGCUGGCCGAGAUCGUCAAGCCCUCUCCCAGCUUAGAAUUAUUAGUUGAGGAAUCUCCUGAAGAGGUCAUUGAAAAUGUCAUCGAAGAUGUUGAAGAGGUCACUGAAGAGGUGGAAGGGUCUCUGGAGUCUGAGGUGGAGGAGUGGGGAGAGUCGGAAGUGUCCGUCAUCUCAGUCCUUUCGACCGUCUUGCCGACGCCGAGGGCCUCUGCAGAAGAGCUGGCCAAGUUGCGGCCACGUAUAGAUCCCCGGCUCUGCCCAUCCCCAGGGACCGUCCUCUUCAACACCACCCACAAGCCCUGGGCUGAGGUCAUCCCAUGCAACUAUGAGAUGCAGCACGUGCUCAGGGACCUGGUGCCACUGAAGGCCUUCCUGCUGGCAGGGACCACCGUGACUAUUGUGGAGGAGAAGAUUCUCUCCUGGCCGGCGGUGCUGCCUGCUGUUGACAGUCCCCUGUCUGCCAAGAAAGGAAAAGGAGAGAAAGACAAGAAAGAGAAGGAGAAAGACAGGAAGGGGAAAGGAGAGAAAGAGCCGGCCAAGCAGGUACCGAAGAAGAAGAAAGAGCCACCCAAGGAGCUCCGGCAGGACCCUCCCAUCCUGCAGGUGCUGGGCCGAGGCCUGGUGGUUCUGGAGCCCCUGCUGGUGGGGGAGCCCCUGGUGUCCACCGUGUGCAACUUUGGCGUGGUCCACACCUUGGCAUCCGACAGGCUGGCAUUUGCCAGGGAUUCAAAGAAGAUUAAGAAAACUGCCAAAAAAGAAAAGCCAAAAGCCGUGAUUCCCAUCUACGAAGGCGAUUACCAGCCCGAGCCCCUGACGGUGGAGGUGCAGAUCCAGCUGAACCAGUGCCGCUCGGCGGAGGAGGCGCUGCGCACGUUCGCCGUGUAG
Molecule: messenger RNA, 2124 nt
Organism: Cebus imitator (Panamanian white-faced capuchin)
Lineage: Eukaryota; Metazoa; Chordata; Mammalia; Primates; Cebidae
Gene: LRRC43
Product: leucine rich repeat containing 43
Exons: 13
Coding region: 1-2124 (707 amino acids)
Molecular function (GO): protein binding
Source: RefSeq, a predicted model, not a curated record